Molecule: messenger RNA, 4487 nt
Organism: Synchiropus splendidus (mandarinfish)
Lineage: Eukaryota; Metazoa; Chordata; Actinopteri; Syngnathiformes; Callionymidae
Gene: nyap2a
Product: neuronal tyrosine-phosphorylated phosphoinositide-3-kinase adaptor 2a
Exons: 7
Coding region: 1983-3986 (667 amino acids)
Biological process (GO): phosphatidylinositol 3-kinase/protein kinase B signal transduction; neuron projection morphogenesis
Source: RefSeq, a predicted model, not a curated record
AGCACAUGAGCAUGCAGCCAGUCAGUUGUAGCAGUCCUCACGAGUACGGCAGAACAUGCGCACACACACCCAUCUCUGCAGCAGCGGGAGGAGGAGUCAGUGGCGUUAGGAUGCUGUCAGGUUGCCGUGGUUUCAGACUCCCAUUUCUUGUGGUAACAAUCGGCAGAGAUGUGUGUGUGUGUGAGCGAGUGAAGACUGAGAGUGUGUGUGUGUGUGUGAGAGAGAGAGAGCGUGUGUUUUAUCACUGUGAGGACGUCUGCAGCCACAAGCAACGCCAGGAGGACACCAUCGCUGACCGAGGGACGGACCAGGAGACGCUGAGGAGGAGACGCUGUUGGGGAGACGCUGAAGGAGGAGACACUGAAGAGGAGACACUGAGGAGGAGACGCUGAGGAGGAGACGCUGAGGAGGAGACACUGAAGAGGAGACACUGAGGAGGAGACACUGAAGGAGGAGACACUGUUGGGGAGACGCUGAAGGAGGAGACGCUGAGGAGGAGACGCUGAGGAGGAGACGCUGAGGAGGAGACGCUGAGGAGGAGACACUGAAGAGGAGACACUGAAGAGGAGACACUGUUGAGGAGAUACUGAAGGAGAAGACACUGAGGAGGAGACACUGAGGAGUAGACACUGAAGGAGGAGACACUGUUGAGGAGAUACUGAAGGAGAAGACACUGAGGAGGAGACACUGAGGAGUAGACACUGAAGGAGGAGACACUGUUGGGGAGACGCUGAGGGAGGAGACGCUGAGGAGGAGACACUGAGGAGGAGACGCUGAAGGAGGAGACGCUGUUGGGGAGACGCUGAGGAGGAGACACUGAAGAGGAGACACUGAAGGAGAAGACACUGAGGAGGAGACACUGAGGAGGAGACACUGAAGGAGAAGACACUGAGGAGGAGACACUGAGGGGGAGACGCUGAAGGAGGAGACACUGAAGGAGAAGACACUGAGGAGGAGACACUGAGGAGGAGACACUGAAGGAGGAGACACUGAAGAGGAGACACUGAAGGAGGAGACACUGAAGGAGGAGACACUGAAGGAAGAGACACUGUUGAGGAGAUACUGAAGAGGAGACGCUGAAGAGGAGAAGAUACUGAAGGAGAAGAUACUGAAGGAGGAGACACUGAGGAGGAGACGCUGAGGAGGAGAUGCUGAGGAGAAGACACUGUUGAGGAGAUACUGAAGUUGAGACACUGAAGAAAAGACGCUGAAGGAGAAGACAAUGAAAGAGGAGACCUUGAAGAGGAGACACUCAAGGAGGAGACACUGAGGAGGAGACACUGAAGGAGGAGACACUGAAGAAGAGACACUGAAGGAGGAGACGCUGAAGAAGAGACACUGAAGGAGGAGACGCUGAGGAGGAGACACUGAAGGAGGAGACACUGAAGGAGGAGACGCUGAAGAAGAGACACUGAAGGAGGAGACGCUGAGGAGGAGACACUGAAGGAGGAGACACUGAAGGAGGAGACACUGAAGAAGAGACACUGAAGGAGGAAACGCUGAGGAGGAGAUGCUGAGGAGAAGACACUGUUGAGGAGAUACUGAAGUUGAGACACUGAAGAAAAGACGCUGAAGGAGAAGACAAUGAAAGAGGAGACCUUGAAGAGGAGACACUCAAGGAGGAGACACUGAAGGAGGAGACGCUGAAUGAGAAGAUACUGAAGGAGGAGACACUGAGGAGGAGACACUGAAGGAGGAGACACUGAAGGAGGAGACGCUGAAGAAGAGACACUGAAGGAGGAGACGCUGAAGAAGAGACACUGAAGGAGGAGACACUGAGGAGGCAGGUGACAUGGUGGGAGGACAUGAACAGGAUGAAAGGAAACAAGUGAUGGGCAGAAGGAGACAUUGAAGGAGGGAUGGAGGCGGUCUGAGGAGUCCCAGGUCCACAGCAUCGGGCGGAGGGUGAUGGGGUGCAGGAUUCGGCGUGAGGUUGCUGCUUGAAGGUCAUGUGACCUAAGACGCAGAAGUGGCUUCAGGUGAUGACCUCAGCAGGUCAUGUGACCCUCAUAGGUCUUCGCCAUGACGUCGCAGGAGGAGUCCUCGUCCUUCAGCGGGUUCUUCCAGUACGUGGAGGACAGCGGCCUUCGCACCUACGACGGUUUGGUCAUCCAGAAUGCGUCGGACAUUUCCCGGGAGAGCGACCGCAUCCGCAACCACACCAACUGGACCUACCUGCAGGAGAAGCACCACAAGAAGAAGAGACAGGAAGAAGCCAUCAGGAGGUAGACGGCGGAUGCCGGGGGCGGGGCUUCUCAGGGUGCAGGCCACAUCUGAGCUCUGAUGUCACAUUUGGCAGGAUGGAGGACGACGUGGCCCGGGCCACAGACGCUGCAUACUCGAGGAAGCACUUCAGAAUGGGCUUCAUGACCAUGCCAGCGCCGCAGGACCGGCUGCCCCCGCCGGGUCAGGGCUUCAGCGUCAGGUCUCAGUCCCUGCAUUCAGUGGGAGACAGCGGCGAAGAAGAAGAUUCUCUCCAGAACCGCAAGCAACCUCCACCCAAACCCAGGAGAGACCCAAACACCAAACUCAGCAUCAGCGCUGAGGCGGUGGGGGGGGUCUCUGCGAGGACACUGGAGCAAGCCGAAGCUCGAGCUGGCGAGGACUGCCGGAAGUUACCGCCCCCCAAACCCAAGAGGAACCCCAACACCCAGCUCAGCGCCUCAUUUGACGACUCGUUCGUCUGUAACCAUGGCGGCAAGAAGCCCACCCAGCCCGGGGACGCGGACGAACCGGUCUACAUCGAGAUGGUGGGGAACAUCCUGCGGGAGCUGAGGGCCCAGCAGGACUUGCUGGACGAGGAGCAGAGCGAGUCGGUGUACGAGGAGAUGAAGUACCCGCUACUGGAGGACUUUCUCCAGGAGCCUCGGCUGGAGCUGUCCGGGCAAAGCAGUGGCUCUCUGUGUGACGUCCCAGCGCCGUUCCCCAACCUCCUGACCCCGCGCCCACCUCUGCUGCUCUUACCUCCCGCACCUGCUCAGUGUUCCCCCAACUCAGACGAGUCGCCGCUCACGCCUCUCGACCUCACCCAGCUGCCCGUCAUCGACGACGUCUGCCUCACCAAGUCGGGUGCUGGCGACACGGCGCAGGUUUCUUCACAUCGCAAAGACAGGGAGCGGACGCGAGACACAUCCGCCACUCGCACCGUCACCGCCUCCGGACGCUCCUCCGCUCCACCCCUGUCCUCCAGCCUCUACAAGUCCUCCGGCUCCGCCCACAGCGGACACGGUUACCCACGCAGCCAGUCGGCAUGUCCGUCUCCGGUCAGCAUGGGCCGCUGCCUCACGCCCUUGAGCCUAAAAAGGCCGCCGCCCUACGACGUCCUUGUGGGCGGCGGGAGCAUGCCUCGCUCCUCCUCCUCGUCCCAGCGAGUCCAGGAGGGCGGAGCCAGGCUCUCCGGUUCCACGUCCUCGCAUGGAUCCAUGCAAAACAUUGGCGCACGGCCUCAGACGCCGACAAGUCCGCUGGAAGAUCUCAACAGCUUCUUCAGCUCCGGUCGAGCAGCGAAGAAGAAAGGAAGCGACGGGAGGAGGAGGAGUCGGGACGGCGACGAGUGCAGGCGUCCCAUCCGGCCAGACAGGGAGGCUCCGUGCAGCCCGGCGUCCAGCAGGCGGGGGCGCUCCUCAGUCAGUCCCACCAUGAUGGCGGUCGGCUCGGAGAGCAAGGCCGGGGUCAGACUGGGUCGCUCCGCCUCCACUUCAGGCGUCCCGGCGCCAGGAGCCCCGCUGCAGUGCCAGCCCCAGGACCAUCCUGUCCUCAGCCAGAUGCCGUGGCUGUGUGGCGACGCCACCAUGAUGGAAAUCAUCGAGAGGAAGCGGGUUCUGUGUCGCGAGAUCAAGGCCCGCCAGCGGCCCGACAAGAACCUGUGCAAGCAGGAGAGCAUGCCCAUCCUGCCCAGCUGGAGGAGGAGGAGGCAGCCCCCGCCGUACUCCGCCCCGCCCACCGCCGCCGGCAAGUCGACGGUCUUCUGGGACACCGCCAUCUGAGCGGGGGUCAAGACUCCUCGCGGCGCCUUCAGAACGGUAAUGGUGGGGUCAGAGCGCAGGGAGGCGUGGCCUCGUAGCACACUUCUUUUCUGUCGGAGACUUUGUGGAGUAAAGUGCGGAGCUGGACCGUAACUUUGUCUUUUGUAUGGUUUGGAAAACAAGGACGUUCCUUUCCGACAGAUUCUAUUUUGCAUCGAGUCUAUUUUGGCAUGUCGCCGUUGUGGAAAUCGACAUGAUGUCACGUGACUGUCGCCUCAGGAGUCAUGUGACCAGCUGAGAGCCAGACUGGCUUCCCCUCCGCUGGUGUCAUGGCGUCGCACACGCCGAGCACGCGCUCAGCCUCGCUUCAGUCAUGUGACCUGUUAGUGCUGCGGCGCGUGUGAGCGUCCACGUGGCGGCGCCGUGUGUCUGCACCGACCGGAGAAAUGUGACCUUUGUGUGUGUGUCGCUAUGGAAACCAAGGGAAAUAAAGACCUUUCGACUAGUCACAUGACACAUGUC